This is a messenger RNA of Rattus norvegicus (Norway rat), 11042 nucleotides long. It is a transcript of the gene Slc1a2, whose product is annotated as solute carrier family 1 member 2. The record is from RefSeq and is a predicted model, not a curated record. Gene Ontology annotation, molecular function: L-glutamate transmembrane transporter activity; symporter activity; sodium ion transmembrane transporter activity. Gene Ontology annotation, cellular component: plasma membrane; synapse; membrane. Gene Ontology annotation, biological process: sodium ion transmembrane transport; neutral amino acid transport; L-cysteine transmembrane transport. NCBI's taxonomy places the organism in Eukaryota, Metazoa, Chordata, Mammalia, Rodentia, Muridae.
AGAACCAGAGGGCGAAUGUUCUCAGUCCCGCACCAGCUGACCCCUGGGUUUUUAAAGAAGGAAAGCCCUGAUGCUUUGAUUUUCAUACAUUCCAAGUUACCCUGAGUUGUCAAAUCAGCCAGAGAUCCAGAGUUCUUCGGGGGUUGCAGCCAACUGAUAACCUUCGGGCUGCCGCUUUGGUUUUUGUUAUCCAUUUUGGCCCUAGAUCCUCUUUCUCACCUUGUCCUCACCCUCCUGGAUUCUCCUCAGCAAAGUUCAAGAAAGAUCCUUGGUUCCGGAUUCAGUGCCAACAAUAUGCCCAAGCAGGUGGAAGUGCGCAUGCACGACAGCCACCUCAGCUCCGAGGAGCCAAAGCACCGAAACCUGGGCAUGCGCAUGUGCGACAAGCUGGGGAAGAACCUCCUGCUCUCACUGACUGUGUUUGGUGUCAUCCUGGGAGCAGUAUGUGGCGGGCUGCUUCGCUUGGCGGCUCCCAUCCACCCUGAUGUGGUCAUGUUGAUAGCCUUCCCGGGGGACAUCCUCAUGAGGAUGCUGAAGAUGCUCAUCCUCCCUCUCAUCAUUUCCAGUCUCAUCACAGGGCUGUCAGGGCUGGAUGCUAAAGCCAGCGGCCGCCUAGGCACGAGAGCCAUGGUAUAUUACAUGUCCACGACCAUCAUUGCCGCUGUGCUGGGGGUCAUCCUGGUGUUGGCCAUCCACCCUGGGAAUCCCAAACUCAAGAAGCAGCUGGGGCCUGGGAAGAAGAACGACGAGGUGUCCAGCCUGGAUGCCUUCCUGGAUCUCAUUAGAAAUCUCUUCCCGGAGAACCUGGUACAAGCCUGUUUCCAACAGAUUCAGACUGUGACAAAGAAAGUUCUGGUGGCACCUCCAUCCGAGGAGGCCAAUACAACCAAGGCAGUCAUCUCCCUGUUGAAUGAGACCAUGAAUGAGGCCCCUGAAGAAACUAAGAUCGUUAUCAAGAAGGGCCUGGAGUUCAAGGACGGGAUGAAUGUCUUAGGUCUGAUUGGAUUCUUUAUUGCUUUCGGCAUUGCCAUGGGGAAGAUGGGUGAGCAGGCCAAGCUGAUGGUGGAGUUCUUCAACAUUCUGAACGAGAUUGUCAUGAAGUUAGUGAUCAUGAUCAUGUGGUAUUCCCCGCUGGGUAUCGCCUGCUUGAUCUGUGGGAAGAUCAUCGCCAUCAAGGACUUAGAAGUGGUUGCUAGGCAGCUGGGGAUGUACAUGAUCACAGUGAUCGUGGGCCUCAUCAUUCAUGGGGGCAUCUUUCUCCCCUUGAUUUACUUUGUAGUGACCAGAAAAAACCCAUUCUCCUUUUUUGCUGGCAUUUUCCAAGCCUGGAUCACUGCCCUGGGAACCGCUUCCAGUGCUGGAACUUUGCCUGUCACCUUCCGUUGCUUGGAAGAUAAUCUAGGGAUUGACAAGCGUGUGACCAGAUUCGUCCUCCCAGUCGGAGCAACCAUUAACAUGGAUGGUACAGCCCUUUACGAAGCCGUGGCAGCCAUCUUCAUAGCCCAGAUGAAUGGGGUCAUCCUGGAUGGAGGUCAGAUAGUGACUGUAAGCCUUACAGCAACUCUGGCGAGCAUUGGUGCAGCCAGUAUUCCCAGCGCCGGGUUGGUCACCAUGCUCCUCAUUCUCACAGCUGUGGGCCUGCCGACAGAGGACAUCAGUCUGCUGGUGGCAGUGGACUGGCUGCUGGAUAGAAUGAGAACUUCGGUCAAUGUAGUGGGCGAUUCUUUUGGGGCUGGGAUUGUCUAUCACCUUUCCAAGUCCGAGCUGGACACCAUUGACUCCCAACACCGAAUGCACGAAGACAUCGAAAUGACCAAGACGCAGUCCAUUUAUGACGACACGAAGAACCACAGGGAAAGCAACUCUAAUCAAUGUGUCUAUGCCGCACACAACUCUGUCGUAAUAGAUGAGUGCAAGGUAACUCUGGCGGCCAAUGGAAAGUCAGCUGACUGCAGUGUUGAGGAAGAACCUUGGAAACGUGAAAAAUAAUGACCCGAUUCUCAGCCAAUUCUUGAAUAAACUCCCCAGCGUAUCUUAUGGUAAAAGAUGCUCUAAACAGGCUUCCUUUACAAAAGGAAAAAUGCAUAUAUUUCUAUGUUUACUUAAUCUGUUAGCUGAGGCGUAGAGGAGCUGUGUACACCCAUGAUGAUAGGCACCGUGCCGUGUCUUUGCCAAAUAAUGCUUCAUAACCAUCUAAUUUUCUUACUUGUGUUAUUGUCUGAAUGGAUGCUGCUGGAGAAACCACUUUGAAUGGAAGACAUGUUCUUGCCAGCUUCCUGUUGUCUCAGUGCAAAACUGUGGAUGCUGUUUUUCCAAGGGGAUGGGAUGAAAGCAGUGCGGUGCCCUCCGGGGACUUGAGACACCAAGCACACAAGGUGUCCUUAAAGUGUGGCUCACCUUGUUCUGCACAAAAGAUUCUGCUGGAAGCUUUUAGAAGUACCUCCCCUCCAGCCUGUAGAGUCGGCACCUACAUUGAUUGAAAGCAUCUGUCUUGGGGAACUCUGAGAACUUACCUUUUUGUGCACUGUCUAAGUAAAAUGUUUCAGAGUUUCAGUGGGCACCCAUAUUCUGAAAUGCAGGUGAUCACAGAGGCCACAGCUCUGCCUUCCUGUGGAGUGUGUGUGUGUGUGUGUGUGUGUGUGUGUGUGUGUGUGUGUGUAUGUGUGUUAUCACUGUAUACCUUGAGGAACAUGAAGGAGCACAGUCAACCUGAAUUUUAGCCAGAAUUAAAUAUUCCAAUCCACUUGUUUGACCUACACUCGUAGAGCAUAGUGAAGGCAAGUGUGAUGAUCCGAGCUGUACUUUUCGUUCCACCUAUAGAUUCUCACUUGAGUUCCUCACCGGAAGAUAUUUUUCAACAUCCGAAUCAUGUCUAACACUUCUUGUCUGCUUACAUGGCUGAGCAUUUUAGCUUCCUCACAGUAAGAAACACACGUGGGCUAUGACUCUUUUCCUAUCAUCUUGGUAGAUAGCUAUUAUGUAGAAAGUGUUUUGUUAUAUCAAAGCACGUGAAAACUCUCACCAAACACAAAAGCACCCUUCCUCUUUGGUGAGAAAGCAAACAGAAAGCAAACAUCUAUAUAAAAUCCUAUGAAGGUUCCUAUGACAGAGUCCAGGCAGCUCCAAACCAUCAAAUGGAGACCAAGAAUGGCUCUACAAAACUUUCCAGAUAGAAUCCUUUCCAGAGACUGUGAAAGUCUGAAGGAAUAAAUAAUAUAAUUGGCAGAGCCUGAUGGUUUGCCUGUGGUAGGCAGCCAACGAAUCCUUAAUGAUGGGUUAUGCAAGCUAAAAUUGUGAAUGUCUCUAUUAUUAUCUUCUGGUGAAGAAUGCACAGUAUUUUCCUAAGAUCCUGGGUUUAACGGUUAGCUGGGAACUCGAACCACUGAGAAGCAAAACAAAUUCAACUUGAAGGAGUGAUGGAACCUGAGCUAUCAGUCAGGACAUGCGCAUCCUCUGAGUCAGGCAGAGCUGAGGAGACAUUCAUAAGCAGUAAUAGGGCCCAGUGUCUCCGAGGAAGGGUGCUGAGUCAGCACCUCUCCUGUUAGUCUCUCUGUGUGACCUCUCUCCUUCAAAUCAGAAAGCUUGGAAACAUACAAAAGACAAGAGAUUCCUGUUGCUUUAUCUCAUAAAUCCCAACUAUUUUUAAACAAGGAUCACUAUUGAGCAGUAUUAAAUGAAUUAUUUUGUUCUGUUUCAGGCUUUGACUUUUGAAACAAGGUCAUGCUGUGUAGCCCAGAAUAGCUUCAAACUCUCAGACCUACUGUUCAGCCUCAGUUUUAAGAUCGCAGGUGGGCACCCCUCAUUGCCUGGCAGAACACUGUUUAUUUUCACUUUCUUCUGGGGGACAGUGAACAGGGUAGCAGUGACCAGCAAUGAAUCCCUGAUAGAAGAUAAGACUGGCUGAGGGGAUUCCAUUUAGAUGUAGAAAAUAUUCUAGAUAGUCUGUAAGUGGUACCCAAGGGCUUUCCUAUGCUAAGUAGAUAUAUCUAGGCAAGGCAUCCAGAAGCAUGCCGGGUUUUGCUAUGUGGGGGAGGGUAAGGCCAUUCCAUCCAAUGGGUCUCCCCAUACAAGAAGAUACAAGGCCACCUGGGUACUUGAGCAUUGACUUUCUCUCAAAAGCACUCGCAGGGUGACUGUGUCUGUCAUCUCUGAUUCUGUUUGAAAAUCUUUCUAGUUGGCCUUAUCUUCAGCUCUCCCCUAGGAGUCCUGUUAGCCUAUGUGACAGAACGUUCAGGAGAACAAAGGCACACUACUUCACAAGUCAGGUUUUGCUGACUACAUACAUUGUCUGAAGAGAAUAUGCUAAGGAAAUCACAUUUAUCUGAAAAUUUAAUAAAUUUUUUUAAAACUAAAUAAUUUAUCAAAUUGGAGACCACCCUAAAAAUCUAGGAUGUGGUGGAAUUUAGGUAGUACUGUGUCUUGCUUUUGUAAGGCUGCAUUAACCCUUCCCAUGCCAUGCCCACUGAGGAUUCCUUUGCCUAGAAAAGGAGCGGGAAGCCGAAAAGAUGAUCAAGAAUGUGUUCUAGUAGCCAUAGUCUAUAUAGAUUGCCUGUCACUGUGCGUGUCUGUAUUAAUAGAGUUAUCGUAGAUCUGAAUGCCCAUAAUGAUUAAUCUUUUAUGUGUAGUGCUUUCUCUCUCUCUCUCUCUCUCUCUAUAUAUAUAUAUAUAUAUAUAUAUAUAUAUAUAUAUAUAUAUAUAUAUAUAUCUGCGCGCGCGCGCACACACACACACACACACACACACACACACACACACACACAGGGUGUAUGUCACAUACACUAACUCCAGGUACCAGGGAGACUUGUAUAUUGGGGCUUUGGCAGUACUAUUUCCUUAAUGGAUUCAGUUAAUAUUUUCAAGGAAUCAAAAUCAUUUCAGAAGAAACCAAGUGAGUAGACAUUCAUGCUUCCCUUUCUCAUCCUUUCCCUACGAGAAGCAAGACAAAUCAUCAUUUAAAUGUUGAGUAAAUUUCAACAAAGUCAAUUCACUGUAGGCUUCUGAGGGUGGCAGGACACCAAAGAGUCCAGGUAGCCAUAGGAUCUAAGCACACAAAACCUCAGUAAAGGCCUGUAGGUGAUUUUAGGACCAUGAGAUCAUUACCAGAUUUGGUUUUCUACUUCCUGUUCGGUGUAGCAAAAGCCUGUGUGGCCCCAUUGCCUAAGGAAGAUUUUAUUCUCCAUAAAAGACAAAUAUUCACUUCUCCUCACUAGUCACUAGUUAGUUUAGACAUUCACAGAGUAAAGAAAGGGUGCCAAAAUGCCCCCGGAUGAAAAUGAGAAAAGCAGAGAACUGGGUAGGAGGAAGUCAGUCCCUGCUCGGGGAUGCUGGGAUCUCAAUAGUUUGCUGAUAAGGAGCUCAGUUAAUUUCCAACUAUGGCUGCAAAAUCAUGGCACAUGGAAGUGCCAAAGGUCCUUGGAAGUAGUUAGAGGCCCUUGAGAGAGAGCUGAGAUGCCUCUGAAGAAAACCCAACCUUGUCUUGCUGUUGCAAGUAAUCCUCCCUUUGUUCUCCAAAGUAGAAUCUUACUAUAAUUUUCACUUUUGUCAGAAUCUAGGCUCUUGCCUACACAUUAUUUUCCUCAUGCAACAGAGCAAUAAACCAAAUAGGUGUUCACAUGCUUCUGGCUCCAGAUAAACAAGGCUGAGCAGCUCUGGCCUCUUUUGAUGACUAAAAUGGCAGCGGUUACACCCCAGAGGGCAACCUACCCUGUUUGCUGCUCUCUACUAGGACCAAUCUGUCUGCCCUGAAUUGUUGUUGUUGCUGCUGCUGCUGCUGCUACUGUUGUUGUUUUCCUUAUUCUGCAGCUGAACUCUUUAUCAGCCAAGAAGAAGGACCAAAUGGGAUUUUCCAGUAUUGGAAUACUUGCAGGGCUCCAGGGCCCAAGGGCCAGAAGAAGAUAAGGUUAGAGUCUGAAGCAAGGGUUUUUUAAACUAAGUUGUCACUGAAGAUUCAUGGUCUCGGUAUCUGUAGUAGCCUCUGGCUAAACCCAAAAGAAGGAUUACUGGGUGCCAACCCAGCCAGGUGGCAACUGUGACAGCUAGUUUUCCAUGGGUGGAGUGAGAUAGGAUCUCAUCAAGAACACCAACCAGCUUAGGAUUUUCCCUAAAACUCUUCCCAGUUUACUGCCCUCUCCUCCCCUUCCCUUCCUGCUGUUUCAUUGCUCAAUAGACUGCUUAGUAAAUGGCCAAAUAGUUAUGAGGGGGUUGGCUUGGAAGCAGAUAACAGGAGAUCUUAACUGAAUAAUAGUCUUAUAGCUUAACACCAUAAUCAGGCAACAACACAGAGAUGCUUAAAAACAACGUGGCUUGGGAGAGGAAACAUUUGAUUAAGACACUCCCCACUUGUAGCCACUGUGUGCCCAGGUUUCUUAUGCUUCUGUCUGAGAUGAGAAGGGAUUGGACCAAAUGCCCUGCUUUACUUUUGUCCAUCUGACUGCUCUCAAACAUUGCUUAUUUAUAUUUUAAGUUAGAAAGACACAAAAUAAUGAAUAAUCAGUUUAGAUGUUUCCUCAUCCAUUUUGGAAAAACUCCAACUCAAGCUUCCACUCAUUCCAUACUUUACAACAAGCUUGAAGAGUGGCCACAGUAACCCACCAUUUGCGGCAGUUUCGAGACAUCCGUAAAUAUCCUUUGGUUAAAAUCCCUAUUCCCUAAACGCAUUGUCCUCACGGAAGCAGUGAUUCUGCUCGGGGACAUGUUCAGCAUCACCGUGAGGGACCAGGUACCUCGUGUCUGCAUUUUGAGUUCUUGCAUCAUACCUGCUGUAGCAACAGAGCCCACUCCAAAUACUCAGCCCACAUAAUUUUCCCCAAACAGUCCUAAUUGCCAACCCUGUGUGGGAAAUUGAGGGCCUCUGGCAAACAAGCUUGAACACUCCUGACAUUUGGUGCAAGAUUUGCACAACAACAGCAACUGUCUCCACACAUGCAGGUAGACAAGCACAUUCAUUCUGAGACAACCCUCACACCAUCAGGGAUGUGCAGAUGGAGCUGACUGAUUUCAGUAGAAAGUUUUCCUCUUUAUCAAGAGGAAACAUGCAUAAGGGACAUCAUCAUAGGGAGAGAUGCUGUCACUUACAAGAUUGGAGUUAGUUUUCCCGUUUGCCCCUGCCCUUCCCAUGUUAACACAGUGUCUAAGUCAUCACAGCGGUGAGAGGUGGCUGUACCUUACUCUCUCUGGUUCUGUUACAAAAGGCCAUAGUUUGCAUUUUGGCUGUCUGACCAAAUCUCAGCCAGAAUUAAAUUGCUGUAUUUAGUUUUCAGCCCUUCAAAUGUGGGGGAGCAACACAGACAGCCAGGUCAGAAAGGGUUAAUUUUUGUUGAUGGUGAUGAUGGUUGGGUUUUUCUCUCCUUUCAAGGUGACAGAAGAUCUAAAGGGAGAGCAGAAAGAUGUUUCUUAACUGAUCCACUUAAGGUCACUGCAGAAAAGCAGGAGAAGUCCAGAAGGUCCUGGGGCAUUAGGCUCACACUAACACUCUGAAUCAUUCAUUUCUCAUCAUUUUUUUUCCUCUGCUGAGUCUUGUUUUAUCCUGUGAUCCAUUUAUCCAUUUUGGUAUUUUUAAGUCUUUCUGAUUGUAUUUUGAGGAACUUUUAGGCUGAGAAUAAAAUCUACUAUUGGGACAGACCUGUGCUCUGCAGAGGCAUCAGGUGACCCAGACAACGGGUGGCAGAAUAUCUGGGUUCCUCUAGAGACACCCCCAAUCCCUGGGUGAGCUUUGGAACCUAACAACUGAUUGUUAUCCUUAUCACCAUCCUCUGGGACAUGGGGAUGAUGCAGUCAGACAGAGACUUGCUACUUCUUGGCUCUGUUUCUCCCCAUGGCAACCAUUUAGCCUGCCUGGAAGUGGCCUGCUGCCUUAGGUAGGGGACAGAGACACUCAUAGACCAAGGAAGUGGUCAAACCGAUCACUAAUUUUUCUCCAUGCUACAUCAAAUUCCCUAACACACACAACUAGAAACUCAGCUCCUGGGUGUCUUAGUACCCACAAAGUCACUUUCCUGUUAUAAUUGCCUUCGGUAUCCAGAUUCUUCUACAAACCAACUCCACCCCAACUCUUUCCUCUUUCUUCCCUCCUCCCUAAAAUCUCAGCAUCCCAUCCCCACCUUGCACAACACAACACAGACCAGAUCAGCUGGUCACUAUAGAGAUUUGUAUAUAUUAAAACAAACCUACUUUUUGGAGAAUUUUUUGUAUAUUCUUUUUCUAUUUGUUUUCUACAGAUUGAGGAGAGAGCUGGCAAACUGUGAAUCUAAUUUUAUCUUGAUGCCAGCAGAUAUAUUUUGGCUUCCCGGUCUGAAUCUGUGUUACUAGGGACGGCAUAUCGCCCUCUGAUCAGUAUUGCAUCUCCAGUCUACAAAGUUACUUUGGCCCAAUCUUACAUUCUUUCUUCCACAAAUCCCCAAAUUUCUUUGUUAUUAUUUAUACAGAGAAAUAUUUAUAGUCCUGGAUAUCACAAGUUUAAUGUUAAUUUAACUUUUAAUAAUGUUACACAUUUAUAUCUAUUCUUCAAAAAUCAUAAAGACUCAGAGUAGGCUGAUAUAGUCUCUUUGGUAUCUGCAAUUUUUUCAGACAGAUAUUUUCUUAUGAUAUUUUCUAUACAACCACAUAGAUAGAAGUAUAGCUAAUUAGAGCACAUGUUUCUAUAGCAAUUUGGGGUAUCAACUGUUUUCUGAGCAUACAGACACAUUUGAGAAAUUUUGGAACUCAGUCCUUAAUGAUGCAAUUCGACCAAACUCAGAACAAGGAAUUGCUUAAGCCCCUUAGGUAGUUAGGGUAUAUGCAUCUGAACAGUUAAUCCUUCAACAUCAAGGAAUGGUGCUGACUGCUUUUUUCCAACACCAGUCCUUGUUUUCCCAACUGACCUUCCUAAUUUUUCUGUCUCAUAAAAUGAAUAAAGGCUGGUGCUAAUAGCAGGACUGCUUCUCUAUCAGAAUCUCCAUGCAUUACUAGAUGUUUAUGUGAAAAUUGGCCUAAUAAAAUGUAGAGUAGCAACAGCUGAGGAUGGCUGGUAAGGAAAGAAUUCAGGUCAGUUUUGGUGCAGUUAUGUCUUGCCAAGAAAAAAUGAUAGCAAAACCUCACAUUGUUAUAUGAAUUGAACAUAUAUUUUUAAGAAGAAAUUAAAGACAACAUAUUUUUAGUACCCAUUCAGAAUCCAUGCUGUAUCACUGGGGCGCUGGAGCUGGGAGUUAGAAUCAUACUGGGAUUAUUUAGAAUUAAACCCCAAUAGUUUAUCCUCAGGUAGGCAACAGACUGAUGUGACCUUCCCACAAAGUAAACCAGUAGUCACGGAAAACACAAGGUGUCUUUUCUCCACCAAACACACUCUCUGCAAUGGUGGGGAGACUGGUAUUUUACUGUGCUUGAAAGAAUAAAUAGCCUGUUAUAUAGAUGACAUAUUAGGAUGUAUUCAAGCCUGCUCCUCAUUAAGCGAACAGAUUAGAUGUGCCAUCAACUGGCUAAGAUUGUAUCUGUUUUCACAGCUAGCUAUCAGAGCAUGACUUUCUUGUGUGUAUACGUUGAUACUUGGUUCACGCAUGAAGACAGUGCCUAUGCACUUUGUGUAGCUAUAAUGUAGGUAUUUGUGUGUAAUUUCAGUGAAGCAGUGUAUUGAUGUAAUUUAAUUUAACUGUUUUUCUUGGCUGUUUAUCUAAAUGCAAUAGAUAUGACCAUGACCAUUUGGAAACCUUUCUUUGCAGUCUUAGGUAUCAACUAAGAGUUAUUUCUUAAUGUGAUCUGAGUGAAGAGCUUACCUAUGAAACCUCUGUACUGAUGACUGUUUGAAAAUCUCUAGUCUAGCACCUUUGUAAAUACAGCCCUGAGCUGGGAUGGGGUUGAAUGUGUUUCCUGUUACUCAGUGAAGUGUCAUCUUAUGCCUGCAUCAUUCCUAUUCAAUGUACGUGUGGAACUUGUGGUUACCAAGUCUGAGGGAGGUUCAGAAUGAAGAUGCUCAUCUCUCCUCCCUCACAGUGGACUGGGCUUAAAAAAUGUCCAUUUCCUCCUCAUACUCAAAUCAUGUCUUUGGGGAAGUGUCAACUUCUCAGGUUGUCAUAUCUUCACCAUGAUGACCAUGGCCUAAGAUUAUAAAGAACUUUGCUACCCUUAACUUUCUGAGUUAGAGUACAAGAAUGCAUUUACUGAUUAGCAACCAUGCAGGUGAGACACCCCCUCCUGAAAGCACAGUCUGGCAGCAAAUUGCACACUUGUGAGAGAAUGACAGAGUACUAGAAGCACACCGAGACCUGGAGCCAGCAACAGCCAGGGGCCAGCAAUGGUCAAGGACCAGCAAAGGCCAACGGCCAACCUUGGCACCGGAGGAGGACCAACCUCUGAUGCACUGAUCCUGAGUAUGUGACAGGAGGCUGGUCUCCUCUACCCAGUAAUGCUCUGUUUGCGUGAAUGAGAUUAACAAUGGCAAUUAGAUGUGAUCUCCCAAACCACAUUCUCACUAAUUACCAUACUGGGAGCUUUGUAGUUCCUAUAAGCCCUUUCUUCCCCACAAAGAAGAAACAACAUUGUGCUGGAGAGUACCCCUCCCUUUUCUCACAGAUCAUGGAGAUGUGAAGCAAGCACACUCAUUUUCAGGGGCUUCUCCAGAUGUGUGGAGUGAGGGGAUGUGGUGGCUGUAUCCUUCAAAUUAUGAAUGAAAACAAAGUACAGAAAGGAAAGGAGACUUUAGGCAGGAUUAUUUUUGAAUGAAAGAUAAGACUAAUGGUUUCUCUCCCAUUCCCAGUCCCCAUUGGUCUGAUGUCAUGUAGCAUAGUACAUCUAUAGCACAUGGUAUUUAAAGACUAAUGAAUGCAAAGAGACUAAUUUGGGGGCUGUUUCUUAUAUAUGGUACUAGGAAAUGCCUUGUUGGCAAAGCACACCUUGGGUAGUUGAGAUCUCCUAUGUUUGUAUUUAGCUUUUCUUGUGACUGUAACAUUUCAUGUGUAAAAUAACUGGAUAUUCUUCAUAUGAUGGAAAUAACCUGUGAAUUCAAUCUUUCAUCGAGUGUUUUAACUCCCGUGUACAUAUAUAUCUCAUCAAUAAAUGUGGAUUCCAAUUUC